Molecule: messenger RNA, 2869 nt
Organism: Lacerta agilis (Sand lizard)
Lineage: Eukaryota; Metazoa; Chordata; Lepidosauria; Squamata; Lacertidae
Product: zinc finger protein 397-like
Exons: 4
Coding region: 430-2361 (643 amino acids)
Biological process (GO): regulation of cytokine production; regulation of immune system process; negative regulation of transcription by RNA polymerase II
Source: RefSeq, a predicted model, not a curated record
GUCUCUCGGGCGAGGCGCUCCAAGGGUUAAACCUAGAGACUGCCCAUUGCCUAGAGAGGCCCAGGACUCUUGGAGAGAGUUUUUUUGGGGGGAUUUAAAUACUGGACGCACCUUCCUGUUCUGUUCUAGCUACCCUGGGGAGAAAGAAAAAGAAAAAAAUUGGCUUUGGGAUUUCCCAGGAGUAGUAUUGUUGGGGGAGGUCGGUGCAUUUGGAGGAAAGAGAGAAUCUCCACUGCAUAAGUAUGUUGUGUGACGUACCGCUUGUUUAAAAACACAAAAUCCCCACUUCUAUGGAAAACGACCUCUUCUUUUGAACAUACCGCAGAGCAGGGCUGUGAGAGCAGCAAAGAGGAAUCCGGAAGAUUCCGACAAGUUCUCAGGGAGAGGGUGUCUAAAAGUCCAGAGCUCCACUCUUUUCUCUGAGAGGAAAUGGCAACCAAGAAAGGGUCUGCACCGGCUGGUAGAUGCCAGGCCACACCAGCGCCUUCAAGUGUCAAAAUGGAGGAACGUGACCCAGCAGGCCCCAAGCCAGCCGAGGGAGCAGAAAAAGCAGGGAAAUCUCCUCGUGUCCUUCAGGUUGGGACCAUCAGAGAGUUCCUUGACUGGGCCGCCCCGCUGCAAGUGAAACAGGAGCCCGAUGAGGGUUUGCCCGAAUGCUGGGAAUCCCAGUGGCAAGAGUUCCUCCGGGCCAUGCAGUCUUCUCACUUGGGAUGGGGCAACCCACCAAUGACAGAGGAGGCUGCGCCAUGGGGAGACAACAAGGCCUUCUUCGCCUCCUUCGAGCGGCUAGCCGGGACCUGCCACUUGCCUCGACGGGAGUGGCUGGCCCGCCUGCUGCCUGUCCUGAGCCGGGAGGCCAAAGAGGCCUACAGCAACCUCAGCCUGCAGGACCGAGGAGAGUACGGCAAAGUUAAGGCGGCCAUUUUGAAGGUGGACGCCAUCCGCAUGGAGACGCAGCGCCAGCGCUUCCGGCAGUUCCGCUACCAUGAGGCCAAGGGUCCCCGGGAGGUGUGCGGCCAGCUCCGUGAGCUGUGCCGCAGUUGGCUGAAGCCGGAGAAGCACACCAAGGAGCAGAUCUUGGACCUCCUGGUUCUCGAGCAGUUCCUUACCCUCCUGCCCCAGGAAAUCCAGAGCUGGGUGAGGGAGCACGACCCGGAGACCUGCGCCCAAGCGGUGCCACUGGCUGAGGCAUUCCUGCUGAGGCGGCGAGAGGCCGAAAGGAAGGAAAAACAGGCACUGGAAGCCCCAGCUGUGAAUCGUCCCGAGGCAAAGCCAUCUCCCAUGGGUCCCGGACUGAAGCGGCUGUGCAGAGAGGUGAAGCAAGAGGAAGCCAGAGCACUGGACAAAGGUGGCUCCAGCAGUGACUAUGUGGAGAGGAGAGGAAACCGGAGCACAGAAAACGGCCUGAAGACUCCUAGCAGAGCCCGGCCGGGGGAAAGGCACUUCCAGAGUCCUGAAGGCAGGAAAGGUUUCCACCAAAACCCGGCCCUCAUUAAACACCAGCGAGUCCACGCGGCAGAGAGUCCCCACCAGUGCCCGGAUUGCGGAAAACACUUCACUCAGCGCUCCAGCCUCACCAUCCACCGGAGAAUCCACACAGGGGAGAAGCCGUACCCUUGCCCCCAGUGCGGGAAGUGCUUCCGCCAGAGCUCGAACCUUCUCAAACACCAGAGAAUCCACUCGGGCGAGAAGCCGCACCAGUGCCCCGAGUGCGGGAAGUGCUUUGCUCAGCGCUCAAACCUUCUCAUCCACCAGAGGACCCACACCGGUGAGAUGCCCUACGUGUGCUCGGAGUGCGGGGCCUGCUUCAGCCAGCACCGAGGCCUGGUCACCCACCAGAGGAUCCACAUGGAAGAGAUGCCCUAUGGCUACGGCUGCCCGGACUGCGGCAAGUGCUUCCAGCAGAACUCGGACCUCACCAAACACUUGAGGGUCCACACGGGCGAGAAGCCGUACAGCUGCCCCGAGUGCGGGAAGAGCUUCAGCUACAGCUCGAACCUCAGCAAACACCAGAGGAUCCACACGGGCGAGAAGCCCUACCUGUGCAACGUCUGUGGGAAAAGCUUCAGCCACUUGUCGACCCGGAACACGCACCAGAGAGUCCACACAGGGGAGAGGCCGUACGGAUGCACCGAGUGCGGGAAAAGGUUCAUUUCCAGCUCAAAGCUCACGAGACACAUGAGAACGCACUCGAUAUACACCCCUUACAUCUGCAACGAGUGUGGGAGGAGCUUCAGCACUCACUCCUCCCUUACCACACACCAGAGAAUCCACUCCGCUGAGAGCUACAGCAUGGGGAAUUCUUGGGAGGCCGCUGAGCAGGGGCCCAGCAGCCUCUCUGGCCGGGUAUCACUUCUGUGACUGGUGCCUCUUGCCCUGUCCCUUUAUGAUUUAGCCUUUCCUGGUCACACAGGUCCAUCUCAGCACUCGUAGAAAGGGUGCUAGUCCCUAAGGUGCUUGGAAUCGGGAGGACCUGCGCAAUGCAGGCAGGAAGCGGGAAUAGAAUGAGGGUCUAGGAUUAGUCUGGUGGCUUUUUGGAAAAUAGAAGUAGGCUGAGAAUAGGAUAGUAAGGGGGAAUGGAAGCGAGAUUUCAGGCUUAUAUUGGCGGUUAGUUUUAGAAGUGGUGUGAUGGCUAGUGCAGAACAGAGGAGCAAAGAAGUUUGUCGUAGGCUGCUUCCCCAUCAGCACAAAUGGGCCUCCUUUUAGCGAAACGUGCCCCUAGCUGCGGUUUAGCGACGCAGUAGCUAGAUAGAAACUCCAGUUGCAGAGGCAGUAUAUCUUCGAACCAUCUGCCUGGCACAGGGCAACAGGAUAAAAUUAUUUGAUUCCUACCAUGUUUGUUAGCUUAAUGGUAAGUAGCUAGAUCAUU